UGUAGAUGUGGCAGCGUGGCAGGGUGGAGGGGCCUGGCGGGUAUCUGUAGAGUCGGCACCAUAACACACAGAUGUCGACGGCUGGAGUUUGAUUCCUACUUCAUCACCCUAUUUUGGCCCCCGGUGCCACGUAACCCGACAGUCAUGGCGCGGUGAGGUGGAUAAUGAAGUGAGGGCAGGUUGUGUUGUGGCACACCAUCAUGGACCACUUGUCCCCUUCAUCAGGGGUCAAUUGGUACACCAGUUAUAAUGGUUUUGGGGAAUUGCUGGCAUGUUCCCAGCUUCCUCCUCUUGAAUUGGGUGGGGUGGAUGUUGGGAGACAGUUAACCCCCCAGGUGCAUAUGCAGUAUGCAGUGUCACAGUUAUCGGCUGGGGGUGUGCACUAUGUACAGGAUCAUCGUAGUCUUCACAAUUCGAAUGUUGAAGAAACCCAUGCUAAUCAGGAUGAAUUGAUACAGCACCUGGAAUCUCAUACCGAUCGCCGUGUACGUCCAGCUUUAGGAGAGAAAAUCGCUUGUAAUGUGUGCAGUGCAACAUUUGCAUGUGGAGCAAAUCUUAGAAAUCACAUGAGGAUACAUACUGGUGAAAGACCGUAUAUGUGUGAGGAAUGUGGGGCUUCUUUCACUCAGCGUUCAAAUUUGCGUAGUCAUAAGCGAGUCCAUACCGGUGAACGCCCAUACAUGUGUGGGAUUUGUGGACAGACAUUUGCUCGCUCAUCACAUCUUCCAGGACACAUGCGAACUCACACAGGAGAAAAACCUUUUAAUUGUCCUUGGUGUAAUCGUUCUUUUGCUACUAAUCAAAUAAUGAAAAAUCACAUGAGGACUCAUACAGGGGAAAGACCUUUUGUGUGUGAUGUUUGUUAUGCUACAUUUGCUCAGAGUUCAUGCUUAGCUACUCAUAAGAAAAUUCACACUGGUGAACGCAAUUUUAAGUGUGGGCAGUGUGGGAAAGCGUUUAUAUCUAGAUCAGGGUUACAAACACAUGAACGUGUUCACACAGGAGAAAAGCCUUAUACAUGUGAAAAAUGUGAUAAAUCCUUCAAGACUUCAUCGUAUCUUUCUAAACAUAAGCUGAAAUACUGUGGUAACAAUGGAUACAAGAAUAGAGUUCGGCAACCCGAUGCAAAAAAGCCAGGUCGAAAGUCUGCAAAUAAUAGAAAGAUGAGGAAAUCACGAAAAUCUGUAAAACCACAUGGAAGGCCACAGAAGAGAGGUAAAGCAAAGAAAUUACGGCAUACUAAAAGGUGCAGGCAUAGUGAAUCUCAAGUCGAAUAUGAGGAAGAAUUACCAGUUGGUGAGCACUUUGGUACAGCUACCCCUUGUGAAAUAGAAGAUGUGCAGGUAAAGCAAGAAAGACAUGAUUCGGAAGAAAGUUCCAAAUUCAGAACUCUACGUAAAAGUGCAAGUGCACACAACACGCGACAAUAUAAUGUCAAAGAUAAAGAUAGCCUUGCAUUGUCUUGUCAUGAGAGAGUGAGAUUAUCAGUUAAUAACAGUGAACUGUGUAAGGAUGGCUCAGCGGCUGAUGAGAACCUUGAAAAAAAUUGCUUUAGUCCCUCCGAAUCUUAUUCACAAAUUUUACACAUACAUCAACAAGUUUCUGAAAUUCAUCAAGAAGUAGCAGAAGCCGACCUGAAAGAAAAUUCAAAUUCCGAGUUACAUGAGAGUACAAAGUGUGGUGCAGAAAUUGCAAAUUUACUUUUCAGGGAUAUUCAUCAUGAGGUCACAGACGCUAUCCCACAGGUCUCAACUAUAUUGACUUCCAAAGCUCAUCAAGAAACAUUUGUACCUAAAAAUGGCUCAACUGCCUGGUAUUUCAGAAGCUAUAUGUGAUCAUGUCUCAUAUUUGAUGCUCAAAUUAUAUAUAUAUAUAUUUUCUUAUAUUUGUCUUUUUUUAUUAUAUGCUGUACCAGUAUGUAAAUUGUAUUUUGAUAGUUCCAAUUUAAGAAAGCAUUUUACUUAAUAUUUUUGUAUAGGCUUACAACACUUUCUAACAUUAAAAAGUAUUAAAAAUGGAUUACAUGUCUAUAGUCUAAUUUACAAUUAAAUACUGUACUGUACAUUAGUAGAAAAACUUAACUAUUAUGACAAAAAUGGAAAACUGAUGCGUGGAAAAAUGAAAACAAUAAUCAUACAUAAGCCUAAUCUAUAUGCCCUCUACUGUAUUAGGCCUAUGUUAAGCCAAUUCCAUUUUCUGGGACGAGCCUCCGAGCCUCACCCAGAAAGUGGCGUUUCAUUACAUUCAACACUGUUUUUUUUUAUGUUUAAUUUGUUUUUAAUUUUCAAUGUUUUUCUUUAUUUUUGCUCAUCAAUUUUGAUAUCUUUUAUGUUUUUAAUUAAUUGCAAAAUAGACUAUGAACAUAGUCAUUUUUAGUACUUACUGAUGUUAGAACUUGUCGCAAAGUUAAAAUGUACGUGCCUUUUAGUAUUUAAAGUACAGGUAUUAUGGUUUUAGAAAUUGUUUGGUGGGACCUUCAAAGAAUAAUGAUAAUUGCACCAAUAUAGUACAAUGGUAAGAAAGCAUAGCUGCAGCAAUAUUUUGAGGGCAUUGUAGGGUCAUUCCUGUUGAAGUGACAACAAUGAAUUAUGUAAAAUAAUAAUAAUUUUGCUGAAAUUAAGCACAUGUAUAGGAAUAUUAGAGAAAUGCGUAUAACCAGAGUUGGAAUUCACUGUCACUUCCCGUGUUCAAGAUAAUUGUCUGGAGUUGGAUCUAACCUCAGAAAUAGUUUGAAAUUAACAGUGCAUAACUUUUUUUAACUUAACACUUUCGCUCGUUAACGACGCAGUAUGGGGUCAAAAAUUUAGUAGAUGAACGUUCGGUAAUGAUGCAGUAUGGCUUCAAAAAUUGAAAAAUUUGGUCAGCUUUCGGCUUGACUUUGUGAAAGUCAUGCCGCGGUUUUGGACUUUAUUUCCAUAUACUCCUGUAGGGAAUUUUAUUAUGAACACAUUGAUACCAAAAUGAAAGAUCUAGGACAAGAAUUGAGGUAACAAAGUUGAAAAGAGAAUACACAUUUAAGUGCUCUUGAGAGCUCACCGCUAAUGCGCUGUCACUUUCUGCAUUUGCUGCGGGUGGUAUGCCACAAUUUAUAUGCUUUAUAUGGAUAUACUCCUGUGGGGAAUUCUAUUGCGAACACAUUGAUACCAAAAUGAAAGACCUAGGACGAGAAUUGAGGUGACAAAGUUGAAAAAGAGUACAGUAUAUACAUUUUAUUGCUCUUGAGCGCUCACGGCUAACACGAAUGUCACUUUCUCUGUUUGCUGCGGGUGGUACACUGUGCUUUUGGACUUUAUAUGCAUAUACUCCUGUAUGGAAUUUUAUUGCAAACACAUUGAUACCAAAAUGAAAGUCCUUGGAUGAGAAUUGGCAUGACAAAAUUGAAAAAAGAGUGAAAAUCAAGAAUAAAAUAACGCAAGCUCCCGUGGAAUGCGUGGGGCACUUUGGGGUGGUCUGGUGCUUGCUCACCCCAUGAGCAAAAGUGUUAAAAAGAUGUGCCUGAGCUAAUUUUUAAGAACUUUGGCAAAUAAUUUCCCAUUGUUUGAAACAGGAAGCCUGUACUUUGGUUUAUUGACUUCCCCGCCCCCUUUGGCUUAUUGACUUCCCCUCCCCCUUUGGCCAACUAUUUGACCUUCCACAGGAUGCGACUCACAACAAUUGCAGAAAAGAAAAGGUGUCACGUAAAAUAUGGCCCCUCCUCCUUCCUGAUAAUGGUAGCCCAGGCAAUUCCCCCGUUUCGAGUUUCCAGCAGUGUAUUCCUAAUCAUCGGUACUGUUACGCAUCAGGCUUAGGUCGGCUCACAGUCGAAAUUGAUAAAAAAAAAAAGAGAACCUGAACACUAUCGCAUGCCCAGCGCAUGGCCCCCUCGCACCUCAAGAUAGGCGGAGCGUUGAGCGUGAACUCAUCACCACAUAUAUAUGAUUAUACUGUACUCUUUUUCUGCUUUGUGACCUGUAUUUUUUGCUACAUUGUUUAAUUUGGUAUCAAAUUGUUUGCAAUAGAAUGCUCUAAUGGAAUAUUUGCAUAUAAGAACAUAUAAGUCUCGCUUUUCUAUACUUUAAACCCGCUGCGCACUGCCAGGUAGUCUGUGCGUUCCAUGUGAGCUCAACACCACAUUCAAAUGUUUAUACUGCUCUGAUCAGCUUUAUGAGGUCAAUUUUCAUGCUACGUCGUUCAACCUGGUAUCAAAUUGUUCUCAAUAAAAUGCCCUAAAGGAAUAUUUGGGUAUAAAAACAAAUAUUAGAACAACAUUUCCAAUAAUAUAAGAUAAAGUUCAUCAUCAUGUGAACAACACCCGCUUUUCUUCGAUGUUUCCAGUCAUUAUUCAUUUCCGACAUUCCCGACCGCGGGGUGGGGAUGCCACGCGGGAUAUAUACAAAGCAUAGGAAGAUGUUGGUGCACAUUUUAAAGCAAGUCCUACAGUAUUCGGACAAUAAAUGGGUUUUUUAUAAAUUUUUAAAUAUUUGACGCCGUUUGCGUCAUUGGGCCUACUCCGUAUUUUGGUUUUAUGAAGUCGACACUGUCAUCGGGCUGCGAAAGUGUUGAUUCCCGAGGGACCUAUUUUACUGCUAGGUGAACAAAGCAUCAGGUGAAAGGAAAUGGGCCCAUCCAUUUGUGUCCUGCUCAGGAACUGGAACUAUGUCUCUCUGUUAUGAGCCAAGUGCAUACACCACUUUGCUUAGGUCUUUUAUGAAAAUUAAAUUUUUGUUUUUCUUAAUACGAUCUCAGCCAAAGGAAUCUGAUUUUCUUCACAUUCCAUACAUAUUCAGACAUAUUGAUAGUAGAAUGGGCAUUAUGGUAGAAAGGAAGCUAUGAAUAUAUUUUGACCUGCAAAAAAUCAGAUUUAGAACAACAUUUAAAUGAAUGAGAUGAACAUUGCAUUAUUUGAUAUUUUGUAUACUAUGACUAAAAUAUAAAUAUAGAUUCUAUAUUAGCUUCUAAAUACUUGAAUUAACUAUAUACAUAUGGUGUAUAUACAAAUUAUGCUACAGAGUAAGUUGUAUCAAUUUGCAUGGUGCUUUUUGUAACAUUGUAACAUCACUAUACUGCACUGUAUCAAUGGAACCAAGACUGCCAUAUAUAGCGUACAUGUACUUGCAAUAUCCUUUAUUUUUAUACAUGUGUAAGAUGCUAUACCUUUAUUAUGUUAGUUGCAGCUGUUUCUAAUUAGUAACAUUGCCAAUUUGUAUGUAACUACAGUAUUAUUACUAUAUUACAAAUACUGUACUUAAUUGGCAACACUGGAGAAGCUCUUGCAGUCUAUGACAUAAAUUUAAAGAUGGCUACAGAUUCAAGGAGAGAUGCUCAGUUUUGUUGAACUUUGUGUAGGAAGGUACAAGCAAGCAAGCUUGUGUUGUGUUCAGCUAUAAUCCUUGUUUUCACCGAGUAAUAGCAAACUUUUUACUUUAUUUAAACAGAUGCUAAAGCAGUCUUUAUGCAUGCAAAAACUUUAUGCAAUCUUGUAUACACUUCGUCAGCAACUUUCCUAAUGUCAAUGUUCCUUUGUUAUUGUAGUUGCCUCCCCACAGUUCUCUCAUUGCCCUGGCUAUGGGGGCUAACAUUGGCUGUUUCUUGUCCAUAGCAAGUUUAAGAUUGAGUUUUGCUGGGUUCUGAGCCAUAUUGGUAUUACCUUGAAUGAACUUGUGGACAUUGCUGCUAAGGAGGCUAUCCACACUUGUCCUAUUUCAAAAAAAGGCAUUCCCUAUUCAGACUUCUACCCGCUCAUUCAUUCCUCAAUUCACAAGUCUUGGCAGGGUCGCUGGUCUGAGGUUACAGGUAACAAACUGCGCACUCUCAAAAGUAACAUAUCCACCUGGCCUUCCUCCUGCCACCAUAAUAGAUGCUGGGAAGUGGCUUUGGUUAGAUUGCAUAUUGGCCAUACACGCUUAACUCUUGGACAUUUAAUGGAGUACAGCCCUGCUCCUUACUAUCAUAAGUGCAUUAUCCCACUUACAGUUGUGCACCUUCUUGUGGAAUGUCCCAAUUUUCAGGACAAUCUUAUGUCUUUCUUUCCUAAUAUUCUUUGACAAAGUCCUUUGUGAAUCUGAGACCUUUGAUAUUACUCGCCUCGGGUACUUUUCUUCUCAUAUUGGCAUCCUCUGUGAUAUUUAGUGUAUAUUGAAUAUCCAGCGACAUGAUGGUGAUACAUAGUCUCCCGGCUUGGUGCCUUCCUUUGAUAAUUAAUUAAUCUCACAUUUAAUAGUUUCUCCAAUAUGUUGCCAAAAUGAGCCUUUUUAAUAAUAAAUUCAUACACAUUUCACCAAAUUAGCAUAUAAAAUGCAGUGUGGCCACCACCUAAUUAUCCAAAUCAUUUGGUACCUCUGGCUGUUCAGAAACUUGAAUUCGGGAUAAUUGAAGAAAUAUAGUACUGAAUAUGGUUGGCAUCAGCCAUUUUUUUCUCACCCACACCAAUAAACUUUUUAACUCUUUUUUUCCCUGUUUUCUUAAUCAAUUCUUGGGUUAAUAAGCAUUCAGUUUCUCCAGUUUUCCACUUUUGUUUAGGUGAGAUAGCUUGGGUUGGUUUACUUUGCUCAAAACAUUAUGAAAGCAUUACCUAGUACAGUACUCAGUUACUGCUAUUGUGAACAAUGGCCACCAACGCUCCCUCACUUAAUAUAGCUACAAUCACAUUUAUAAUGAUUUUUGUAGUUAUAUGAAACAUUAGUAGAAAGAAAUAGGCACAGUACACAUGUAAUAUAUUUUUCCCUUUAAGAAAAUUGCAUUAAAUAAAGGCCCACUACGGUAUUGCCAAAUAGAAAAUUUUCCCUAUUUUAGCAGGAAAAUACACUGUACAACCUAGCAGGCGAUGAGUCACAAUAACGUGGCUAAAGUAAGUUGAUCAGACCACACACUAGAAGGUGAAGGGACGACGACGUUUCGAUCGGUCCUGGACCAUUCUCAAGUCAAUCGACUUGAGAAUGAUUCAGGACGGACCGAAAUGUCGUCGUCCCUUCACCUUAUAGUGUGGGGUCUGGUCAACUGUACAACCUAUACAUACAGAUUUUAAAAAGCAAUUAUUAUUUAUAAUACAGUAUUAAAUAUUAUCUUUAUUUGGUUAUUAAUGUAAUUUUGUGUUACAGUACAGUAGUUACAGCAUAGGUUGCCAUAUUUUGUUCAGUAACCCAAUGGCAAAACCCAGUAAUGCAAAGUUCUCUUCAACUGGAGCAGUCAAGCACUUGAACUCCAAUUUAUUUCUGUUCUUCAUUUGGCAGAAAAAGUUAGUCAGGAAUUCAAACUUAUUAGGGAAUCUUGUUCACUAGAAAUCGCAGUAAUUUGAUUUUAUCUUUGUUACAAAGUGAUGCACUCAAACUUAUAUUUAUUUGGGUUAAAAGAUAAAAAAAACUUGAACUUGAAUUCAUUCUCAUUACUGAGAAAUUCGGGUUACUGCAAUCUGAGUUGUAGAGCUCUUAUAGUACUUUUAACUGUUAUGUUAAACACACAUGAUGCUAAAAUGUCUGGCAAGCUUAAUGCUUUCUUUUGAUUAUUACUUUUUUUAUAGUCAAACUAUUUCUGAGGUGUACAAUUUAAGUGGCCUUAGAGACUGUAGGUCACGGUGACCCCUUACUUUGGGUUAUACCUUAGCACCCUAGGAUUAUUCCACACAUUUGAUGGUGCUACAUAGCCUUCCCAGCUUGGUGCUUCCGGGGCUUAGUGUCCCCGCGGCCCGGUCGUCGACCAGGCCUGCCUUCUUUUGAUAAUUACAUAUUUACUAAGCACUUCCUUAACAAACCAUCCUAUCUUUUAAGUUGAAUUAAAAUCAGAAAUGGUCUUUAUUGUGAGUUUGUCACUUGAAUAGUGAGCCCCCUGUUAUGCAACUAAUAAAUGUCAGGCGAGAACAUGUUUGAGAUGACCGUUAAUCGAAAUGCAGUUUAAAGUGUUGACAAUUCUUAGGGAAUUUGCUAUGCAACAUUUCAAUUUUUUUUAUAUGAAUACAUAUAAUUUUGGAUUUAAAAUGUUGAAUAUAUAUUUGAAUACAUCUGAAGAAUUAUUUUGUUUUAUUAAACCUCCAAUGGUGGUAAUGUGUUUUUCAUUAUUGGUAACUAAUUCAUAUAUCCAGUGAAGUGCCAAAUUAUUAAUCAACAGAACAUUUGUUUGCUGUUUUUUAUUCAAAUUUUAAUGCAAGCAUAAAAGCAUUAGAGAUUGAUUCAUUACAACUUUUAAUAUAGAGCAAGUACUCUUAAGUACUCUAAAGCUAAAGAAAAAGUUUGACCUCUUAACCUUGUUAAAUUUAUAAAAUAUUUUUGAUAUAGUGCAUGUAGUUAAGUAUCAUAUUUUAUCUAGCUACUGUACUUUGCAUAUAUAUAUAUAUAUAUAUACUUGAUUUUUCAUAUCUGUUAUAGGUAUGGUUAGACCUGUUUAUAUGUGUGCAGUAAACAUUUUGAUUUGCAUACCUAAUAUACUGAUACUUAAUGCUUUCUAAGGUAUUGUAAUUGCUUCUAAGAUGAACAGAACUCUGAUUCAAACUAGUAGUUCCCAUUGUAUGAUGGUUAGCAUUGGUUUAGCAACAGAGCUCUAGUUGAGUAGAAUAAACUGCCAAGUUGUAUUUGUGAAGUGAACACGCAGGAAAUACUGUAUUUAAAAACAACAUUAACACACAAAAGUGAAAAUUGUUAUGGAUUAAAUGUGACCUACCAUGCGUUAAUCUGUUCGCAUGUUCCAGUGUUCCUCAUUCAUGUGUUGGAAGAUGAUUCCACCCAUACACAGCUGUAUGUAAAUAAUACUAGUCCAUCUAGGAUCAAGUCAAGGACGUCUGAUUAAUUGUUAGGUGCCUUACAUAGUUAUAAAUAAAUAAAUAAAUGUUUAUUCAGGUAAGGUACAUACAUACAAGAGGUUUUAUAAAAAUUGAUAGAUUUAUAGAUAGAGCUAGUACUGUACAUACAAUGCCUAAAGCCACUAUUACGCAAAGCGUUUCGGGCAGGACAUAAUUCUUUUUAGUGCUCAAUUUAUUAUAAAUUUAUUAAAUUGCUCAAUUUAUAUAGUCAUAUAAAUUACUCGGACACACUCGGAUCAAGACAUGUAUUACUUAAUUGAAACUUGUUUUUUUUGUGCUCCUGCUACUGUUUAUGUAGCUAAUUAAAUUAAAAUAUAAUCAAUUAAAUUAUAUUUUUAAAUUUUGUAUUGCUUGCAGUUGCAUAUUUAGAUUUACUUAUGUGUCGUGGUUCUAAUCUGCAUGCAGAUGAAAAUUAUUAUUGUCAUUUGAUGGAUAUUUAACAGCAUUAUAUCUAACAAAAACUAUGUACCAAGUUGAUUGUAGGAGUAAGAGAACUUGUUACAUUGCUGGACAUAAAUAACUUCUUCUGAAACAACUUUAGGAUAUGUUUAGGGAUUCACCCAAGAUUCCCUAAGUAGGAUUUUGAAAGUGUAGUACUACAAGUAUCUAACAUCUAUGAAUGGUUUCCAGGGCAGCUACAUAAAUCCAAGUUUGGUGAAGAACUGCUUUAGUAACUACAGUAAAUCAUUCAUCAUUGUAGAUAUAUCACCAAAGAUGAAAAUGAAAAGCAAUCUUGAGUGAAUCAUAUGACAGCCUACCAUCGAAAUGGAACAGUUCCAGCGAUCCCACAUGGUAGCUCAAACAGCUUCUGUGCCAACUGUACCAACAUCCACCAUGAAUGCUUAUAGCUACGGUGGUUUAGAGGAAUUCAUUUUGCCUGGCCCUGUACAUGUUGAACUUGGGAGCAAUGUUGCAAGGCAAAUCAGUCAACAUAUUCAACAUGUUCAUUUUACAAAUGUAGCACAAAUGCAACCAGUGCAGCUAACAGCAACUUCUACUACUCCAACUCCAAGAUCUUCAGAGAGUCCAGCACCAGUUUUAGGAACUCAAGUAGGAACUUCUGACGAGUCUCUAAGACAUCCUAAACCAUCACCAAGACCUCGUGUUCGUAGUGGUACUGGAGAACGUGUGGUGUGCUCUGAUUGUGGAAAGUCUUUAGCAUGUGGAGCAAAUCUUACUGAGCAUAUGCGUACACAUACUGGGGAACGUCCUUUUGAAUGUGAUGAAUGUGGAGCUUCCUUUGCUGCCAAAUCUAAUUUAAGAACUCAUAAACGAUUACACACUGGUGAAAGGCCUUACAUGUGUGGUGUUUGUGGUAAAACAUUUUCUCAGAGUUCUCACCUCCCUAGCCAUAUGAGAGUGCAUACAAGAGAAAGACCAUACCAGUGUCCGGAAUGCCCUAAAUCUUUCUCUUCAAGUACUACCUUAAGAAAUCAUCUUCGCAUUCAUAAGGGUGAUUGUCCAUUCAAGUGUGAGUUUUGUGGAAGAGGAUUUGUUUGUAAAUCAUGGUUACAAGACCAUUACAAGGUUCAUACUGGAGAAAAGCCUUUUCAGUGUGAUAUUUGUUUUAAGUGGUUUAAAGAUAAAUCAUACAUAACCAAACAUAAAAUGAAAUAUUGUGGUAAUGAUGGCUAUAAAAAGCGUUGGAGAAAACCUGGUGUUAAAAAACCACCGGGUAGGAAACCAGGUGGAUUAGUAAAGCCAAAAGUUUUUGAAGAAGAUUAUCCUGAUCAUCGUAAACGACCAAGGGGACGACCCAAGGGGUCAAAAAAUAAGAGAGGUAGAAAAAGAAAACCAAAAGUAGUACGUAAAAAAAGACACAACGCAGCCACGGAUUCUGAUGCAGAGUUUGAAGAAAUGUUAAAGGAGCACGAAUCAGAUAGAUUAGAAUUAACCAAAAUGGAAGAAGCUUCCAGUAAUCCUGGGGACGGUAAUCCUUUAGAAUUACUUGAGCAACCUCAUCAGGAGCACCACCAUGAGUAUGAGUACCAUCAACAGUUACAAUUUGAAGCCCAAGAACAUCAGUCACCAUCAGAAACUCAUUCUAGCAAGCCAACUGAUUCUCUCUCAAUGCCCCACAUUCCUAUUGUACAGCUCCAUGUUGCUAUUCCCCAUGCCUCAUUACAAACUCAUGUUCAGCAAAGUCAUAUUCAUCAAUCACUUUCCCAGCCACAAAACUUAGUUCAACCUCAAAAUCUUACUCAGUCUCAAAAUCUAAUUCAACCCCAAAACCUUAUCCAACCCCAGAAUCUUGUACAACCUCAAAAUCUUGUUCAGUCCCAAAAUCUUGUGCAACCUCAAAAUCUUGUUCAGCCUCAAAAUCUUGUCCAACCCCAAAAUCUUGUGCAACCUCAAAAUCUUGUUCAGCCUCAAAAUCUUGUCCAACCUCAAAAUCUGUCUCAAGGCCAAAAUCUGAACCAACCUCAGAAUCUCUCUCAACCACAAAAUCAUUCUCAACCACACAAUCUAUCCUUGACACAAAGUUUAUCACAACCACAAAAUUUAUCCCUUGCCCCUAAACUUGUUCAGUCUCAAAGAAUCCAUCAGCCUCAAAAUCUGUCUCAGCCCCAGAAUCUUUCUCAGGCACAGAAUUUAUCACAGCCUCAAAAUCUUUCUCAACCCCAUAAUUUAUCGCAGACUCAAAGAAUUCCCCAACCUCAGAAUCUCUCUCUCUCCCCAAAUUUGUCACAGUCAUCAAGUUUGGCCCAACCACAGAACUUAUCUCAACCCCAAAAUUUGUCCCAAAAUGAUAAUAUAUCUCAGCCUCAAAAUCUUUCACAGCCACAAAAUUUAUCGCAGCCUCAGAAUUUAAGCCAAGCUCAUCUUUCACUUCAAGAGCAUCUGACGCAACUUGGGCAGUCUCACCAGACAAUACAUAUGGUUUAUUAUAAUUCAUGAAAAAUAUUAUUUUUUGUUAAAUGUAAGAUUAUGGUAAAAUCUUUGCAUAAUAUAGAAUUCUAUAUUCCAGAUUAUAGAAGAGCAGUAUCAAUAUUUUUUAUGUAGGAAAUCAUGUGUGUAAAGCAGUAUUAUCAUUUGUAUAAGUGUAAAAGUUAUGUAAACAAGAACAUACAGUAUAUAAUGUUUUAGUAUUGACAGUAAUAAUGACAAGAUUUGAUAUUUAUAUGAAGAGGACUGAAGUUGUUGACUGUGAAGCAACUUAAAAAAUAACCAGUACUUUAAUACUAUUUUGUUUUUCAUUACAAAUUAAUCAUUUUUUUUUUUUUGUAGCAGGAUUACUUUGAAAAAAGUUGUAAAUACAGUACGCUAAUGAUUUACAUUAAAGCUUUCUCAGAUCAGGGAGGGGCAAGAAGGAUCUUCCACGACCACUACAAUUCCAUACUACUGUAUUUAUGUUCUCAACCCAACACCAUCAUCAAAACAAAUUACUGUAUGUGACAUUCUACAUCAGAUGAAACUUUCUUUUAUAAAUGUUGACCAGACCACACACUAGAAAUUGAAGGGACGACGACGUUUCUUGUCGUUUCUUUUAUAAAUUUUUCCUUCCUUACCCAAAUAUAAUCCAUUGCAUAUACUGUAUAUAUAGAUAUAUUUUUAAUUGCAGGCAUCCUGUUGUUACAUGUCUGCCACUAUAUAUAUGAUGCCUUGUUUAAAAAGAUGAUGCACAAAUCAAAAUGUUCUAAACGGCCUCAUUUUCUGCAAAUCGGGGGAUUUUUAUGUGAGACAACUAAAUACAAAAUUCAAGAUGCUCGUGAACAUUGAUAAAACAUUGUUCUAACAUUGAUAAAACAUUGGCCUACCAUUGAUAAAACCAGGUCAAACUUAAUUAGUAAUUAAUGUAUCAGUGCACAGUAUAUUAAUAUAAUUAACUGCAGACUGAUUUCUACAGGAAAAUACUUUAGUUAUUAGGCACAGGUGGCCUUGUAUACUGGGCCUAGAUGUGCAGUUUUGGCUAUUAGAUAUGAAACAUGUACCAGGUACUUACCUAAUUACAUUCAUGCCUAUAAUGUACAUAAGAAAGUCAGAUGGCAAUCGUAAUGCAGAGUUGCCAUGUAAAUACGACCACGAAUUUAAUCGAUACAUUUAUAGAAGUCCUCACAUAAAUUAUUUUGCUUGGCAAGUCCAUCUCUGUGACAGUAUAGUGCUUGUGUGCAAUCAAAUAAGGUCAACCAGUAUAAAUUUUCAUGUUUGUUUCAUCCACAAACAUUCUACCUAAUUGAAUAGUUUUUUUAUUUUUGCAUAAUUCAAACCUGGUAUGCAUAGUUCUUUAUAUAUAUAUACAGUCAGUAUUAAAGUAAAUGUUUAAUCCCACUCAAACCUACAGGACCUUAUUGGGUACUCCUGGUAGGGAUACUUUAUUGUUUUCACAGGAUUAUUACUAUUCUAUUUAUUUAUUUUUCUUUGGUGUCUGUAUUGUCUAGAUAACACCUUUGAGUAUUGGCUUCAUAUUUUCAGCACCCAUGAAAGAUGGUAAAUUAAAAGUUCCUAUUGGUGUUGGCCACAUAGCCCACUGGUGACAGAUUAGAAACAUUUUAUCUCAGUACCAAGGUAACGCAGCACCCUAUACUCAUUACCUCACUUUGUACCCAUUACACCAUUCUGUACCUAUUACACCUGUUAAUCAUUACACCAUCCUGUAAUUACCCCACCAUAUAAUCAUUACCCGACCCUGUUAUCAUUACCCAACCCUAUAAUCAUUACCCAACCCUGUUAUCAUUACCCAACCCUAUAAUCAUUACCCAACCCUGUUAGCAUUACCCAACCUUAUAAUCAUUACCCAACCCUAUAAUCAUUACCCAACCCUAUAAUCAUUACCCAACCCUGUAGUCAUUGCCCAACCCUGAAGUCAUUACCCAACCCUAUAAUCAUUACCCAACCAUGUUAUCAUUACCCAACCCUGUACUCAUUGCACACUCUGUACUCAUAUAACCACCCCUGCUUACAUCAUAAGAUGUGCUGGCACGAGGAGACCUUUCUCAAUCACCCCUCAUGUAAUUGAACCAUUUCUAGUUACCAUUUCUUAAGUUAAUGAAUGACAUGGUUUGAAAUGGUUAUAGUACAAUAUACUUAUUGUUUAUUUUGGUGACAUAAUUAUUGUAAAAAUAUCCUAAGUGCUGGUAAUUUAGUUUAGAAACUGUAUAAAAAAAGCAUUUCAACAUAUUUCAGUGAGGAUAUAGGCAAUAUUCAUUAUUAAUGUGAUAUAUAAGAUUGGAUUUGUAAUUUUGUGGCUUGAUAAAAUCUACACUCUGAAGUGAAUUAUACACCUGAUUACAGAUAUUAGUUUUUAUAUUGGUACAGUACCUUAUAAAUGUUAAGAGUAAUGGAUACUGAAAUCCUGUUUUCAGUGUCAAUGACCAUGUAAAGAUUUAUAAUAAAGUUCUUAAAAACUUAA
Messenger RNA from Procambarus clarkii (red swamp crayfish), 14117 nucleotides. The record is from RefSeq and is a predicted model, not a curated record. Lineage: Eukaryota; Metazoa; Arthropoda; Malacostraca; Decapoda; Cambaridae.